Pangasianodon hypophthalmus (striped catfish) is the source of this 3843-nucleotide messenger RNA. Its product is annotated as complement receptor type 1. The record is from RefSeq and is a predicted model, not a curated record. The transcript is spliced from 23 exons. Lineage: Eukaryota; Metazoa; Chordata; Actinopteri; Siluriformes; Pangasiidae. Bases 107 to 3163 code for a protein of 1018 amino acids.
UCUAUUUAAUCUAGUGUGUGGGUGUGUGUAAAACGGAGGCAUGUACUUUGUGUUACUUCUCAAAUUUCUUUAACGGGCUCCAAAGUGCUCAGUUAGAGCUCUGGAUAUGGCGGUUAUGUUGUGGACCUGGGUGUUUUUGGCGUUCUCUGCGCACUUAGUGGUUUCGUAUACAGGUAGGAAGUGUGGCUCUCCGACUGUGUAUCCGGGUAAACAGCUGGAGGAAAGGUAUGAAGGGAAGCAGGAGUUUAGUAACAGAGACAGAGUGGUGUAUAAAUGCGCGCUCGGCUACACAUACAGCUACGGCUCGCGCUUCUCCUUCUGCCAGAACGGACAGUGGAGUCUUCUGGGGAUGGAGUGCAGGAGGAAAAGGUGCGGUUCUGCUGGAGAGAUACCGAACGGGCGAUUCAGACAGAUGGGCAACGCCUUCGGGGACAAAGCCUAUGCAUUCUGCAAUGAAGGCUACGUUCUACAAGGAGAGCCCGUUAGGGAAUGCCUGGUUAACGGAUGGCGUGGAACGGUUCCUACUUGUGUAGCUCUUGUGGCUGAUUCUGCCUCUGACAGACCAGUAACAUGUCCACUACUCCACAAAAAUAAAAAUGCUACGUUUCAUGGAACAAAGGCCACAUACGAACCCAGAGAGAUCUUAUCCUACUCCUGCAAUGCCGGAUUCCGGCAGAUUGGCAAUAAGAACUAUCUGCUGUGUGAGGGAACUGGAAAGUGGAACCCUAGUCAUGCAAAUUGUGAAAUGAUCAAAUGUGAGAAUUUUACCAUAGCCAAUGGUAAACUACAAUUUGGUAAUCUAACCUUUAACACGAAAGUAAACAUCAGCUGCAAAGAUGGGUUCCGCCUCAGAGGGCCGAGUGUCGUCACCUGUGGAGCAGACAGCUCCUGGACUCCAGAUCUUCCCACCUGUGAAGAGGUGUUACCUGUACAGGUCACAUGCCCGCCCCCCGCCGUGCCUAACAGCAGCGGACAGGACGGAUACAAGAUGGAGUAUGAAGUUGGAGAACAUGCCACUAUCUCCUGUCAGGAAGACUUCGAGCUGAUUGGCUCAUCACAGGUCACAUGUGGAGCAGACGGCCAAUGGCAGGAAAUGCCAGAAUGUCGUCUUGCUAGAGGAAAUUGCCAGCCUCUGCCGUACUUCCCUAAUGCCCACACCGAGCACCGUGACCAGAGACACUAUGAGCCCAAUACUGCCGUGCGUUUCAAAUGUAAUCAUGGCUACCGCAUGGUCCGAGGACCGAGCACCAUAUACUGCAGGAACGGCCAGUGGACUGCCUUGCGUUUGAAAUGUGACAAGAAGAAAUGCGGCUCGGCCGGGGAGAUUGAAAACGGACGUUAUCAGUACACAGGCUCUUUGUUCGGGGACACAGCUACAGCCACGUGCAACGAAGGCUACCACCUGGUCGGCGUGGGUGUGAGACACUGCAGAGCACAUGGAUGGGAAGGCAGAGUACCAGUGUGUGAGGCUAUCCAGUGCCCUGAGCCUCCACUGGUGCCAGAUGCAGACUUGUUUUUCGACACAAGUGGAAUAAUAAAACAUGGUUUCGUGGCAUCAUACAGAUGUCGAUACGGCACAUUGAUCGGCGCUUCAGACAUCUUCUGCACUGAAGAUGGCACAUGGAGCGCUCCGGCUCCUCGGUGUGAAGUUGUUACCUGCCCUACCCCCAGUGUGAAGCAUGGGGUAAUAGUUUCUGGCACGAGGCCUCGAUACCAAUCUGGGAGCUCGGUGAUAUUCAGGUGCAGCCCAGGAAAAAGAUUAUUGGGCCCUGAUAUCAUCAUAUGUGGGGGAGAUGGAUCCUGGAUGCCAAGACUCCCUCAAUGUGUAUUCUGCCUAAUAUAUCCUUCGCUGAGGGAGUUGGCUGAACAAGAACACAGCUCCCCUAGCAGAGGAGAAACAUGUCCACUACUCAAGAAUAAUAACAAAGCUACGUUUCACGGAACAAAGGACACAUAUAACCCCAGAGAGACCUUAUCCUACUCCUGCAAUGUUGGAUUCCGGCUAAAGGGCAGUAGCAGCAUACUCCGGUGUGAGAAAACUGGAAAGUGGAAACCUUCUAAUGCGACUUGCCAAAUGAUCAAAUGUGAGAAUUUUACCAUAGCCAAUGGUAAAGUAAAAUUUGGUCAUCUAAAGUUCAACACAAAAGUAAACAUCAGAUGCAAAGAUGGGUUCCGCCUCAGAGGGCCGAGUGUCGUCACCUGUGGAGCAGACAGCUCCUGGACUCCAGAUCUUCCCACCUGUGAAGAGGUGUUACCUGUACAGGUCACAUGCCCGCCCCCCGCCGUGCCUAACAGCAGCGGACAGGACGGAUACAAGAUGGAGUAUGAAGUCGGAGAACACGCCACUAUCUCCUGUCAGGAAGACUUCGAGCUGAUUGGCUCAUCACAGGUCACAUGUGGAGCAGACGGCCAAUGGCAGGAAAUGCCAGAAUGUCGUCUUGCUAGAGGAAAUUGCCAGCCUCCGCCGUACUUCCCUAAUGCCCACACCGAGCACCGUGACCAGAGACACUAUGAGCCCAAUACUGCCGUGCGUUUCAAAUGUAAUCAUGGCUACCGCAUGGUCCGAGGACCGAGCACCAUAUACUGCAGGAACGGCCAGUGGACUGCCUUAGAUAUGAUAUGUGAAAAGAAGAAAUGCGGCUCGGCCGGGGAGAUUCAAAACGGACGUUAUCAAUACACAGGCUCUUUGUUCGGAGACACAGCUACAGCCAUUUGCAACGAAGGCUAUCACCUGGUCGGCGUGGGUGUGAGACACUGCAGAGCACAUGGAUGGGAAGGCAGAGUACCUGUGUGUGAGGCUAUCCAGUGCCCUGAGCCUCCACUGGUGCCAGAUGCAGACUUGUUUUUCGACACAGAUGGAAUAAUAAAACAUGGUAGCAUGGCGUCAUACAGAUGUCGAUACGGCACAUUGAUCGGCGCUUCAGACAUCUUCUGCACUGAAGAUGGCACAUGGAGCGCUCCGGCUCCUCGGUGUGAAGCUGCUACCUGCCCUGCCCCCAGGGUGAAGUCUGGGGUAAUAGUUUCUGGUAAAAGGCCUCGAUACCAAUCUGGGAACCCGGUGAUGUUCAAGUGCAGACCAAGAUGGAGAUUAUUGGGCCCUGAUGUCAUCACAUGUGGGACAGAUGGACACUGGAAUCCAAGACUCCCUCAAUGUGUACUCUGAUUCCCUUCACAGAGGGGCUGAGAACAAGACCACAGCAGUAACUUCUCAUCUGGGAUACGUAAUACAUAAACUUUCUUCAUCAAUUUUCUGUGACACUUUGCUAAGAAGCUCAUGUAAUAUGGUGAUACCAUUAAAUACAAUAUCUGAUAUAGUAAUUUUAAUAUUGAUUAAACUGCCAUCUUGCUGCACUUUUAUUACUUUAAACAUAUAAUAUUGCUAAAUAUAUUCAGUUGUGUGUAAGUACAUGAGAUUUCUUGGUUCAGGAAACCAUAUUACAUUUUCCUAUCUCUUAUAUCUGUUUUUAAAUUGUUAAAAUGACUGUGUGUUGCACUUGUACCUGGAGCAGGAUUUCUUUCAUUGAUGGAAAUCUUAUUCUGGAAAGCAGAUUUAAUGGAUGUUCAAAAAUUACACAUUCCACUUUCAAAUUUGUCCAAAACUAUGGACAGAAGCCAGCAUACUUAUGCUUAUGUACAUUGGGAUUUAAUGGACUUACCCAUUGCUGGAUUUUCCCUAUACAUAAGUAACAUAAGUGUCUGAAUUUUAUUACUUUGAAUGUUAAUCUGAAUGUUAUUUUUUUAAUGGAUUCGCUUACAUUAUAUGUUGACUGUUGUUUGUACUGUUGUGAGCACAAAUUAUUUUCAUUUAAAAAGAAAAAUACAAUAUCCAGAUUUUUUUUUUUA